Messenger RNA from Sabethes cyaneus, 3263 nucleotides. RefSeq names its product double-stranded RNA-specific editase Adar-like. Gene Ontology annotation, biological process: adenosine to inosine editing; RNA processing. The coding region runs from base 138 to 1928 and encodes 596 amino acids. The record is from RefSeq and is a predicted model, not a curated record. NCBI's taxonomy places the organism in Eukaryota, Metazoa, Arthropoda, Insecta, Diptera, Culicidae. The transcript is spliced from 5 exons. Gene Ontology annotation, cellular component: nucleolus; cytoplasm. Gene Ontology annotation, molecular function: double-stranded RNA adenosine deaminase activity; double-stranded RNA binding; tRNA-specific adenosine deaminase activity.
UUCUUGUUGUUAUCUUUCUCCCCCGCCCGACCCGACCCGGCCCGACAACAACAGAGCUCAAGGCAUCGGCAGCGAACGCUUCGCGGAACGUGUCGCCCGGUCAGCCACCGAAACCCCAGCCGGAGAAGGGUCCGGUGAUGCUGCUGCACGAACUGUUCACCGAUGCGACGUUCGAGUGCGUCUCGACGGACGGGCUGCAGCACUCGAAGUUCACCGUCGUCGUCAGCGUCGACGGGCAGCGGUUCGAGGGCACUGGGCCCUCGAAGAAGAUGGCGAAGAAUGCGGCGGCCAAGGCCGCCCUGGCGUCGAUGUGCAACAUCUCGUUCAGCCCGCUGCAGCAGGCUAAGUUUGGGGCGUUGAUGAAUGCGUCCGGUGGAGCAGGAGCAGGAGGAGGAGGAGUCGGCGGUUUAGGAGGAGCGGCCGGUGGAGGUCCCGCAGGGACCGGGCUGAACGGCGAUGCCGCCGGGUGCUAUGAUCAGAAGAAUGUCGAAUUACCCCAGACGUUUGCCGAUUCGAUUGGGAAGUUGGUCAUCGAGAAGUUCAACGAGGUUAUGAAGGGUAAUGACGUUUAUUCACGACGAAAAGUGCUGGCGGGUAUCGUGAUGACCCAUGGAUAUGAUGUUAAGACGGCUAAGGUCAUCUCACUGGCCACCGGCACCAAGUGCGUCAGUGGUGAACACAUGAGUGUCACCGGUUCGGUUAUCAACGAUUCGCACGCGGAAAUUAUCGCCCGCCGCGGUUUGCUGGACUUUUUCUACAGCCAGCUGGAUCUGCUCAGUAAUACUAAUAAUAGUACGACUUCCAAUAAUAGUACAACGGUGGCUCAAUACAAUGGAAAGAAUGGCAAUAAUAAUAACACGAAUAACAAUAGUAAGAACAAAAGCAACAAUACUAAUAGCAGUAGCACCAGCAAUGGUGAACUUGGACCGGUGCCGGAGGAACCGCAGGAAAGUAUCUUCGUGAAGCCAUCGGAUGGUUCGAGAUUGUACAAGCUGCGGGAUGGAAUCAACUUCCAUCUGUACAUCAAUACGGCUCCCUGCGGUGAUGCUCGGGUGUUCAGUCCGCACGAGAACGACAACAUGGAUGUGGACAAACAUCCGAACCGGAAAGCCCGCGGCCAGCUGCGCACCAAGGUGGAAUCGGGCGAAGGGACGAUACCGGUCAAGAGCAGCGAGGGCAUUCAGACGUGGGAUGGUGUCCUGCAGGGGCAGCGUCUGCUGACGAUGUCCUGCUCGGACAAAAUAUCACGCUGGAACGUACUCGGCUUGCAGGGAUCGCUGCUCGCGUCCGUGAUCGAGCCGAUCUAUCUGCACUCGAUUGUGCUGGGCAGCUUGCUGCAUCCGGCGCACAUGUACCGCGCCAUCUGCGGUCGGGUGGAAAACUCAAUCCAAGGCCUACCGCCACCGUACCGGCUGAACAAGCCCCGGCUGGCCCUGAUGACGUCGGCGGAGUCGCGCAACCAAACCAAACCGCCCAACUUUAGCAUCAACUGGGUGAUCGGCUGCCAGGAGGUGGAGAUCGUCAACUCCUUCACCGGCAAACUGAUCAACAACAACACUAACACGAACAAAAUGUCCCGCCUGUCGAAGCAAUCUUUCUACCGGCGGUACGCGGCUGCCAUCGGCAAGCUGCCGUUGGCACCGUUCCGCGAAGUUAAGCCGAGCUACUUCGAAACCAAGAUGUCCGUUCCGGAGUACCAGCAGGCGAAGAAGGAACUGUUUGCCGCCUUUGCCAAAGAGGAUCUGGGCGAUUGGUUGAAGAAACCGAUCGAACAGGACCAGUUCACGUUGAUUGCCCCCCGGCCGGAAGAGCUGUUGGCCGCAGCGGCGGCGGCGAUUGCACCGGCAGCGGCAGCAGCAGCUGCCGCUGCUCCCACGGCCAACGCAAUGACAAACAACAACAAUGGUAGUACCGGAGGAGGUAAAUGACAUCAGGGUAAACACGGCUCCGCUGGCUCUGGUGGUAAGCAUGCGGGGGGUAGCAUCAACAGCAGCAACAGCCAAUCCAGUCAGGCCAAUGCUAGAUUGUUCUGAGAAAGGCAACGGACGGGCAUUUAGAGUAUCUAAGAGGACCCGUUCCGCGGUGACGAAAAAACGCGUGUAGGAUUAAGAAGCGGCAGUUGAUUCUGUUGUAGUGUUGUAAGGUUUUUUAGACUGUUACUUAUUGCUUACGCUCGCUAGCUAGCGUACAAGGGGAGUAGGUUGUUCCAUCCAGGAGAGGAUUUCGUUUCGUUUUUCUAUUUGUUUUAUGCAUUUGCAAACGUUUUUUUGGUGCGCACACCAAAGUGUGCGCUUUUAAUUUCCACACGCAUCGUUUGAUGAGAGAGAAGAAAAAGUUUGUUUUAAUUUGUUUCAAUUUUUUCUUUGUUAGUUCAGUAUUUGUGCUUUGCAUAACAUUUAGACAUUAUAGAACCGGUUUAUAACAUAAGAGAUAAUAGCUUUAGUGAGUAAGUUUUAGCCAUCUAAAGACAAGUGAAAGAUUUAUACUUUCGCGAAAUAAGAGGAUAUAACAAGAGAACAUUUACGCGUAGGCUUCCAUUCAAGAAAAGAGCACGUUUUUCGUUGAGUAGGUGGAUACAGAAUUGCGUGGUUCCCUCAGAUAUUCUAACUUUCUUACAAAAUCGAUAAAAAAUCGAAGUAACAAGAGGUGUUUUCCAAACAUUAACAAAAGACGAUAACCUGGGAAAUGGUUCAGGGUAUCCACUCAAUAACGUUUCUUUAAAAUUUCCAUUUCAAAAUCUUUCUGAGUUCAUUUGGCAAGAUGUCCAAUCCAAUCCAAACCUAUAAAGAGCUUCCUCAGAAAUUGUGAGUAGAGAACUACUCUGAACCCUAUCGUGUAGAUGUAGAUUUCUCAAAUGUCCCACAUUUCCCACUUUCCUUCUAAUAGGCUUGAAUGAUUUAAUUUUCAUUCUCACUCGCUCAAAACACUUUCUUUUAGCUUUAGUUGAACUGAAGAAAAACGUGGCAAAACGCUACGUCUGCUGCUGUGCAGCAAGUGGACGCACGAUUUGUUAAAAACACGUGCUUUUGACAGAUGCAACGAGCGGGUGCAAUCACACACAGUAAGCCAUGGAAAAACUUAUGGUCGCAGCCAUGUAAAAGAAAAACUUUUGACAGUCACCCACUAUGGAGAAAAGCGACGCAACGUGACUUAAUGGGAACCAAAAUUGGGAGACGGAAAAUCCAAUUCUGUCGAAAGAGGUGGUGCACGCUAUGUCCAAAGGCACUUAUUAUUAAACUUACAUGCACCUCAGAUUUCUCUUC